GUCAAAUAUGUGUAGUCUAGUUUUUCUUCACAAAUUUUUGACAUCUUUCCCGUGAGCUCAUAUUGGAUAUAUUUUUUUUUUAAAUUAAAAAAUGUUGGGGCUCCAAAGAAUUGCUAGUGGAUUCACCACCCAUUGGCUAAGACGUACCUAUAGUUCAUCUAUUAAAACGGCUACAAUUGGCUCCACAACAACGACAGUUUCAGAGCAGUCAGUUAGCGCAGAAUCAAAUGAUAAGACUCCAAAAAGUCGAAUUGUUGCGGCAGCUUUUCAGUCAUUAAAAGAAGAUGACACUAAUCAAUCUGGUGAAGCUGCUGCUUCCUCUGGAGCAGCUUCCAGCUCCUCUCCAAAAUCAAAUAAUAUCGAUGAACGAAUAUUGAAUGCAAAAACUGUAAAUGGUUUGUUAUCUGUAUCAGAAAAUACGUCGACAAUUUCCAGAAAACAUGCUUUGAAAAUUGUCUCAAUUUUGGCUGAAUGGAGUUCGGCAAAUCGUGUACGAUUGUCAGAAUUUGAAAAUGAUUCCAGGUUUAUCAAAGUUUGUAAAAUAUUGGGGAAAACUUUUCCACGAAAUGGAAAUGGUUUUGGUGCAGCAAAUGCUGCAGUUAAUAAUAACAAAAAUAACAACAAUAACAACGGAAACAAACGUAUAUCCGGUUUCCGGACAGAUGAUUUGAAUACAGUUUUAGGUGUGGCUGGAGAUGAUGAAGCGGCAAAGUUAAUUGCUAGUAUAAGUGUGCCACAAAUGGUUAAAGUGAUGAGUACUUUGGCACAGCGAAAGCGACGAAGCACACCUUUAUUAAGAUCUCUUGCUUAUAAUAUAAGUAGCAGUACGGAGCAAUUGGAUAUUAAGCAGAGUGCUGAUGUUUUAUUCGCUAUGGCUAGCUUGAAUUUUCAGGAUUCUGUGUUGGCGGCAAAGAUUUGUUCGGAUAUUCAAGUUGCACUUCCGAAGACAGAUAAAUCAGCUGUUGUUGGUUCGAUACUGACUAGUUUGGGAAUUUUGAAAUACAGAGAUUUGGAUGUCUUAGAAGUCCUCACGCAAUGGGUACUGAAAAAUUGUGAAAUAUGCCGGCCACAGGACUUAAGUGCGUACUUUAUUACAUCAGCAAUUCUUAACUUUCAAAGUAGUGCAGCCGAUGAAGUACGUUCAAAACUUCUCAAAAGCCUAGUCAAAGAAGAUUUCACCAAAAAAUUUGAUUGGCUUAAUCAUGUUUGGGCGUUGGGAUUACUUAACUAUGCCGAUUCAACUCAUCUUGAUUCGGUUUUAAGUGAACAGUUCAUCGAACAGUUAUCAUCUGAAAUGUCCGGUCUAACGCCAAAUGCUAAAAUGAAGCUUCUCAACUUGAAUAGCAUUGCCAAGAUCCUCACAGAUAACAAACAAGUCGCUGGCUUGAAAGAAGUCAGUUCUGUAUUUGAUUUAAAUAUCGCUCAUUCAAAAACCAAACAAAUUCAACUGAAUGCAAUGUUGGAUGCGUUAAAGAGUCUUAUCCCAUCGAGUAAUCAUGUGCAACCUCUGGUGAAUACGAAAAUGGGUUUCCUUAUAGAUGCUCUGUGUGCAUUCGAUGCUAAAAGGAAUCCACUGCCUUUGGAUAAAGAAAAUCCAAAUGCCAUUAAAGUUGCUAUAAUGUCGGUUGAUUUUCAUGACAUCUGCCAUGGACCACAUCGAUCAGUGAGUGGCAUUACAAAGCUGAGCUUUGAUUUGCUAGAAAAAAGUGGUCACAAGGUGCUACCUGUACCAUACAAUGAAUUUAGUAUAAGUGACAAACUCCUGAAGCGAGUGCAGUAUUUGGAAGGCAAAUUUAAAUCAAUUAUAAGAGUAACAAAUUGAAACAAUUGAGAGUGUUGUUGGUGAGAGAACAAACAAAAGGUCAGUGGACCUGGAGGCGACAUACACAAAAAACAAAACUAACAACUUAUUGUAAUUAUUUUUAAUGUAAUGUUAAAUUUUGAAAACAUAAACCAAAACAGAAUCAAAAAAGUUCCUUUUUUC
Molecule: messenger RNA, 1984 nt
Organism: Episyrphus balteatus (marmalade hoverfly)
Lineage: Eukaryota; Metazoa; Arthropoda; Insecta; Diptera; Syrphidae
Product: FAST kinase domain-containing protein 4
Exons: 7
Coding region: 92-1822 (576 amino acids)
Biological process (GO): regulation of mitochondrial mRNA stability
Source: RefSeq, a predicted model, not a curated record